This is a messenger RNA of Agrilus planipennis (emerald ash borer), 980 nucleotides long. Its product is annotated as brachyurin-like. Bases 61 to 909 code for a protein of 282 amino acids. NCBI's taxonomy places the organism in Eukaryota, Metazoa, Arthropoda, Insecta, Coleoptera, Buprestidae. Gene Ontology annotation, molecular function: serine-type endopeptidase activity. The record is from RefSeq and is a predicted model, not a curated record. Gene Ontology annotation, biological process: proteolysis. The transcript is spliced from 6 exons.
GAUAACUUUAUAAAACGAGUCUCUAACGAGAUAUCUACAGUAUCUGUAUCAGAAGCAGAGAUGAAGGAAAUUGGCUUAAUUUUCAUUACAUUUUCCUUAGUUACGGCUCACGUAACUAGUGAUUGGUCUAAAGUUACACCUACUCAUAAAAUAGCUCCAACAGGACCUCAUAAGCUUGCAUCCUCUGAAGAAGUAAAGAUCGUGGGAGGAAAUGAAGCUUCGAAAAACUCUUUACCAUAUCAAGUCUUUUUGAGGCUUAUUUACGAUACAUACACGAGUUUCUGCGGAGCAUCCCUUAUAUCUAGAAGAUACGUGUUAACUGCUGCACAUUGCUUGGUAGAUGACCUUGUAUCAUUGGAAGUAAUUCUGGGAGCGCAUAACAUUCAACAAAGAGAAUCUACCCAACAACGCAUUCCAACCUCCACGUUCAAAGUACAUGAACAGUAUAAUAAUCAACCAGCGCAGAAUGAUUUAGGCGUCGUCUAUCUUCCAACACCAGCCAAUCUCAAUCAGUACGUUCAACUGAUAGCACUUCCAAGUAGAGCUGACGUUUCAAAAAGUUUCGUAGGAUCUCAAGCAGUAGCAAGUGGUUGGGGAUACACUUCUCAAUCUAAUCCCGGUAUCAGUGACGUAUUACGAUAUAUAAAUGUUUCCAUUAUUGCAAAUAACGUGUGCAGAGAUGCGCUCGGUUCGCAAGUUACAAACAAAAUCAUUUGUUCUGGAGGAGCAGGCCGUAAAGGAGCUUGCUCUGGAGAUUCAGGCGGACCUCUUGUCGUCAGUGGAAAAUUGGUUGGUGUAACUGCAUUUGUAAGUGGUAGUGGUUGUGAAGCUGGGGAACCAACCGCCUUUCAAAGGGUAACAUCAUUUUUAGACUGGAUUUCAGCAAACACUGACGUUGUUAUUUCAUAAACAAUUCUUUAACAAUUUAUUUGUAUACUGAGUCAAAUAUAACAAAUAAACGAUAAUUGCUAUUGGAUAAA